UGGCCUAUGGCUCCUGGUUUAAGCACGUUAAGAGCUGGUGGAAGAAAAAAGAAGAACACCCAAUACUUUUCUUACACUAUGAAGAUAUAAAAGAGAAUCCAAAGCAAGAAAUCAAGAAGAUUGCUGCAUUUCUAGAGAAAAGCUUAAAUGAUGAGAUCCUGGAUGAGAUCGUCCAUCACACCUCAUUUGGAAUGAUGAAGGAUAACCCUCUGGUGAAUUAUAAACAUAUUCCAAAUACAGUGAUGGAUCACAGCAUAUCCCCUUUCAUGCGCAAAGGAAUUGCAGGUGACUGGAAGAAUCACUUCACAGUGGCCCAAAAUGAGAAAUUUGAUGCCAUUUAUGGGAAGGAAAUGUCUGGAAGCACACUGCAGUUCCGCACCAACUACUAGAGAACAUCAGCUGCAAUUCUGAAAAAACUAACCUGAAAUUCGUUGACACAGGGCAGUUAUGACUUGACUUGGGCAAUCAAACGGGUUUUUAAAGAACCAGACAUAAUUUUAGAAUUUUGAUUUUUCAGUGUCAUUGUUUAGUUCCCAGUUUUGCUUCUGACUCUGAAAAUCUUCAUUCUGUAAAGUUAAGGCCAAUCAUUACCUUUUUGUAAACUGUUCAUGCCUUUUCCUAGACUACUACUGGCAAGAAAAUAUUUUAGGCUACCCGAUUUCCAUCUAUUUUGGCUGAAAAUGAAGUUUUUCUCCCUGUUACCAUGGCCCAGGAAAUUUGUAAACUGACACUGUAUUUCCUAGCUCUGCCCCAAUUUCCCUUUGCUGAGUAUUUGAUUCUGGACACUCUGUCCCACUGCUGUCUCUGGGUUUCAAGUUGUUCCCUGAGUCAUAGCUCAUGUUCUUGCAAACUCUCUAUUGUGAUAACAUGGUUCAUGUCCCAAGUCAUGUGGUUCAGACUUUGGAACUUUUUAUCCCUAAUCUGAUUAUCCAAAUUUCUAAUCUCUGAAUUUCCAAAGGUGAAAGGUUUACCUGAGUCUCCUUUGUACUCUUCUUCUCAGGCAACAGGAGUUCUACCCUGAGAGCCUGACUGAGGACUGGAACCUGUUCCCUGGGGAGACCACUUCCCACAUCCAACCUGACUGUUAUGAACUGCUGAGAAUUGCCCAGUGUUGUUCACUGGUCUCCAUUUAGGGGAUUCAGUUUAUUUGUUCUUGCUUCCAGUUCCCUGGGCCCUUACUUGUUCUGGAGACAAGUUCUGACACAUGACCACCCCCUGAGCCACAACUGAGAUGGCUACAAUAACUUGGGUUACAAUAUUUUUAUCCAGGGUGAAUCUGUGCUAUAGGCCUCUGCACCAGUAAUAGCUCCUCAAGCUUGUAACUCAUCUUUCCCAAUGCCAGUGGAGGACUGAUCCAAUGCCAAGUGCAAACUUCCAAGGAGUGAUAUGUUUGUGAUUCUGGAGAUAGUUGAGAGUUAUUAUCUAUCAUUUACAUUCAAAUUACUCAGGGAAUGAAUUUGUGUUUAUGCUUCUUAGACACAUGUUUAGUAGUAGUUAACCUUGAAUAGCUCAGGGUAUUGUGAAUCAGUUUCAACUUUCUAGAACACUCUUGUGAACAAGGAGGUAAAGCCAAUCAGGUAUCCAUUUUAAUUAUUAUCUUUCUUAACAAUAAACUAAUGUGGUACAAACUUGUGAUAUUAUGGUCUGUUUUUGAAAAAUAAUUAAAUGUCCCUAAAGUAGCUUUUUAUCUGUGUACUAAAUUGGCUGCAUUAACUGCCUUCACUAACAAUAUGAAAUGAUUUCCACUUUCCUUAGUUUUUCUUGGUGACAUAUAUUUCUGAAACUGCACUUUGUUCAAAACAUUUAAGAGAGUUUUAGCUGUAUCCCAGGUAGUUUUAUAGGUACUGGAUAUAAAUUGGAGAAAAAAUAGAAUUUAGAUUUUCUUUUAACAUGUUGUUGCCUCUUGUUCACUUUAAAUCUAUUACAAAUGACAACACCCUGGUUCACUCGCCUGAGCUCAUGGGCCACUCCACACAGUAGAACUCCAACUGGAAUUCCAGCUGCAGGGGUACCUAUUAUUCCUUAAAAUCAUUCAGUGAACUGCCACCAAGCUACUUUUCCUAAAAUGAUAAAUUUAUCAUUAUUUCUCUUUUUCAGAAGUCAUUGGUGCAAUUUUUAAACAAAACCACUUAUAAUAACCCUCAUUUCUCUUUUCUUAAACCAUAGACUGUAAUUUAAGGACAGUGAUUAUAAGUAGCUGGCAAUGAUGAUUACUGUCUCAUUCAUGGAGCCUCACUAAGCAAGUCAAGGAAUUGUUCUUUUAAGAAGCCAAAGUGUGGCUUAAUUUUUUUCAACAUCACAUUCAAAGCAAGUGCCAGAAUUGGUUUAGAGUACCUAUGUAAUAAGUACCAAUUGUGACUCUUGUCAUUAUUGAUGAAAGUAAAAGAGCCAAAAAGUCUCCCAAGAGAACAAUAGUUUGGAUUCUCCUUUAGUGACUCACUUAAACUUUAGAAAACUGAAUAAACAAGAUGUUUGUUUUCUUAUCUGUAAAAUUAAGUAAUUGGUUUGUGUCUCUUCCACAUUGUAAAGUUAUCUGGCUUUAUUUUAUAUGUGCUUUGUGACAACCAUAAUUAAACUGUAUUCACCUGUGUAAACAUGUACACACGUGUAUAAGAAAAUGCAUAAUACAUGUAUUCAUUUGUACACAUCCCAUUGGUUCUGUUUUUUUAGUGAGUUUUGUACAUAUUCUAAGCCUUUUGCUAUUCUACAUUUCCAUGAAAGUAUUGUACUAGGUCCUUGGAUUGUCCCCAGUUAUAAUAUAAGGAUUGUGAACUUCCAAUUGCUUGGAAGCCACUUAAAACUGUAAGAUUCCUUCUCCAUAACUCUUCUAUCAGGUCAAACAGUUGCUCAAAGCACUCAACCUCUUAUGCCAACAUCUACUUACAAGGAGGCCAAUACAUUGCCGUAUCUCCUUGUCCUCUGUCCUAUUAAACACUCUGUGAAACUCAUUCUGAAAGAUACUCCUGAGUGAGAUGGAAAAUUUACCUAACAGUAGUGGGAAUCAGGUGACCAAGUCAGAAUUCUAAUUCUAGGGCAUCAUUCCAAUUGUCUGGUGAUUUUAAAAUUUUAGCUUGUAGUGCCUUGGAAAGAACAGCAAAAUGACUUUACCAACACUUUGUAUAGUCUUUAAUUACUGAUGCUACAUUUUCACUUAUAGAAAAUUAUUUAACCUGACAAAUACUUCACAAGUUGAGAAAAUUAAA
Artibeus jamaicensis (Jamaican fruit-eating bat) is the source of this 3203-nucleotide messenger RNA. Its product is annotated as sulfotransferase 1B1-like. The annotation marks the transcript as partial. Gene Ontology annotation, molecular function: sulfotransferase activity. NCBI's taxonomy places the organism in Eukaryota, Metazoa, Chordata, Mammalia, Chiroptera, Phyllostomidae. The transcript is spliced from 3 exons. Gene Ontology annotation, cellular component: cytoplasm. The record is from RefSeq and is a predicted model, not a curated record. Gene Ontology annotation, biological process: sulfation.